AUGUUACACCCUGUGGGUUUUCUUACUCGGUGUUCGCCAAUAAAGGACAUACAUUUACUUGUCCGCCACCAAUCGCGUCUUUUGCCGCACAAGGCACCACUUGGCUUUGAAAAGUGGUGUGGAUUUAAUUGCAGCCAUUUACGGUGUAUUCACAGCUUUUUAAACAAGUCAAAGGCCGACGGCGACACUCAAGGUUGCCCGAACCAAAGAAGGGACGCCCUCAGAAUAAUAGAAGAAUCAUUAAGCGAAGAGCCCAGUCGUAUUAACAACAACGCUGGGCUCGUUCAGCUCAUUAACGCGGUUUAUUUGUCCAAGGACCCAGUAAACCCAGAGGUUUACGAAACUCGUAACAUAUCAAUGAAUGACGUUCUGGCAUUUGUGUGGAGACAUUCCUUUCUAUUACAAGACACUAAUUCCAUCGGCUUUGGGAAGUGGUGUGGCACCAGGGACAUAGAUUUUAUUAAAGCCAAAACUAGACGAACCAGGGAUGGCGAAGGUGCCAAUGUCUCGGUGAGACAACUGUUCGUACUUAAGGAUGUUUACGUCGGAAAUGUUGUGUCAUUCAUUAUAAACCAGCUUGAUGCACAUAAGCAGACCAUUAGGUCAUUAAAGGAGGAAGGUUGCACAGUUGUCGGGUACGCCCGCAAAUCCAAGACAAGAGAAGAUGACGAUGUAAGAUUUAGAUUGUUGGAACAAAUGUGUUCCGAACUUCGAUAUAGGUCUGAGGUUGAUAAAGUUUUUGUGUCCUGCAAAUCAAAUGCAUCAGAUCCAAUUGUUAACCGGGAUGUACAAGACCAAGGGCAAAUGUUGAAUAAUUUAAAUGCAGAUGGCAACACACAGGAUCUUUUAAAUCUCAUUGCCAGAACCAAAGUGUGUUUAGUCAUGCUCACCUUUGGAGGGUUCUCGACGAAUACCCGGGAUUUUGCACGUUUCUUAAGCAAUAAUCCAAAUGUUCGAAUGAUAAUUGUUGACAAUCUCCCUCAAGAGAACAGUGUGGUGGUCCUGUCUCGUGAGGAAUUAUUAAACAAUCCUUCCAAAUUAGGUUUAUUUAAAUGGCGUACAAAUUUACAACGUCGUUUACUUUUCUUUAUCUUUUUAAAGGAUAUUCCGAAACUUUGCUGCUGGACUUUUUUUGAUAUUUGA
This is a messenger RNA of Mucor mucedo, 1143 nucleotides long. RefSeq lists its product as uncharacterized. The record is from RefSeq and is a predicted model, not a curated record. Lineage: Eukaryota; Fungi; Mucoromycota; Mucoromycetes; Mucorales; Mucoraceae. Bases 1 to 1143 code for a protein of 380 amino acids. The transcript has 6 exons.